AUGUUGGCUCGAGAAUUCUGGUAUAUGUAUAAAUAUCUAUCUAUCUAUCUAUAUGAAAAUUCUGGGUUCAAUGAUUUAAUUCUUUAUUUUUCUUCCACCUUAUUUGUUGUAAACAUUCUUGAUUUCUUUUCUUUCUUAUUCGCUGUUAUAUUCUUUCAUUCUUUCAUUACUGUUUUCCUUUUCGAUUUUCUUCAUAUAACAUUCGCUCCUCUUUUUUCCUUCCCAUUUCUUUUUGAUUUUCCCUUAGUUUUCUUUUUUGUCCAUCUCACACUAUUGCUCCGUCCGUUAUUCAUCUUUCUUCGAUUUUAUUUCUUUUCAGAGCUGUUGGCUACAACUUGUAUUUUUCUUUAUUUAUCUAUCGCAAUAACCACCUUUCUCCUGUUUCUCCCUCGCUCUUUCCCCUUUCCCACUCUUCUAUCCUUUUAUAGUCUUUCGCUUCCUCUCCACCUCUCUCGUCCGUUUUGCACUUUGCCUAUCCCUAAGUACCUAUCUGACGUUUAUAGUUCAUCCCGGAUGCAGUUACUGUCUCGUAUCUCACACAUGGCGCUUGCCUCAGCCAUACACGACUUUUAUAGAUCCAUCGACUACCGUUAA
Acanthosepion pharaonis is the source of this 594-nucleotide messenger RNA. The record is from the annotation of a GenBank genome assembly. NCBI's taxonomy places the organism in Eukaryota, Metazoa, Mollusca, Cephalopoda, Sepiida, Sepiidae.